This is a messenger RNA of Drosophila willistoni, 1738 nucleotides long. It is a transcript of the gene Ccdc114, whose product is annotated as coiled-coil domain-containing protein 63. The record is from RefSeq and is a predicted model, not a curated record. The coding region runs from base 201 to 1622 and encodes 473 amino acids. The transcript has 7 exons. NCBI's taxonomy places the organism in Eukaryota, Metazoa, Arthropoda, Insecta, Diptera, Drosophilidae.
GCCCAGCUGGCACCAAUUUCAAUGAGAAACAAGACUACACUUGAUGCCAUGCCCACUAGAAAAUACUAAAGAAGAGCAAAGCGGAUGACAACGGUUUCUAGGCAACAAAACGCUAGCAAUAAAAUUGUUACAGAAGCUUAAUAACAAAGAAUGAACCGUAUUGACUUGAUGCUCUUGCCGAAAACAUUAUAAUAAUAAUUAUGGCGGAUCAAAGCGAACUGGACCAAUUAGCUACUGCCGAGCUACUGCGUCUUCAGCGUCAGCAUCGGUCGCUUCAAUUGGAUUUACGAGGGCUGCUUGAAGAGAAAGCUAAACGCUUAAAGAAACAAAACCAUAUGAUUAAUGUGCUGCAGGUGGAGCACCAGACAUUAAAGGAGGAAAUCAAGACACUAGAGGGUGGUACACAUGCCAGGAAAAACUCCAAUAAGGAGAAACAUUUGGGAACUUUGCAGAGGCAACAAACCGACUUGCAACGUGUACUACAAAAUGAGCGAACAAAUCUAUGGGAACUGGAAGGACAUAUUAGGAAAAUGGAAAAGGAAAUCGAUGCAUUGCGUCGCAAUGAAGUGCCCGACAAUUGCUACAAGGACACCAUUUGCAAGGUUCAAAAGAGUGUGGUCAAAUUGGAGAAUCGUCUAGAUGUGGUCAACAAGAAAUGCAGCGAUGUUUUGACGGAGAAUAGCAAAAUGCGUGAUCAAAUUAAUCAUAUGCUUCAAGAUCGAGCCAAUUUCAAUGAUAUGUGGCAAUCCAUGGUCACACAAUUUAAUGAGGGUAAAAAGUUCAUAAUGGACUUAAUUGAUCAAUCAACGUUGGCCUUUGAUCAGCGAGAGGAAUUGUGCAACAAGCUCUCAGUCCUCAAGGAUCGCAAUGAGAAUGAUAAAGUGAUGCAUAUUCAGGAAAUGCGAGAGAUGCAAAGACGCCUGGAACAUGAUGCCAAAUUGCAGAAAUUUUUUGAUAUUAAAGGCCAAAAGCGUACGAAUCCAGAGUUGGAGCAGCGUGAAUUGGACAAGAAACAGAAUCAAAAGGAGACUUUCGAGCGUCAGCUAUUCGAGUACAAGGAGAUUAUUGAGAAAAUUAAGCAAUUAUAUGGCGAGGACGAUGCAGAGCGUUUGGUUGCCCAAUUCAAGCGGCAGGAGGAUGAAAACUUUGCCCUUUUCAACUACGUCAAUGAACUGAGUCACGAAGUGGAAGUUCUCAAUGAUUCAACCCAAGAAUUACAAGAGGAAAUUGAACGUCAAAAGUCGGAGCAAACUGAAAAAGAAUUGAAAUUGAAAACCGAAGCACUGGAUUAUUUAAGUGCUGAACGUUUGCGCAUCGAGCAAUUAGCUAAAGAGACAGGUGAAAAGAAGCAAAAUCUAAGCCUGCGAUUGCAGGAAUUACUCAAGGGAAUAGAGGAUAUUUUCAGACAAUUGGCAUGCGAUAAUGCUCCCAUUCUUAAUGUGCUUAGCUCCAAGACCUUUUUGACCGUGCACAAUGUAAAAUUGUUUAUUGGCGUUAUCGAGCGACGUGUUAAUCUGAUUAUAAGUACCAUUAAUAUUGAAGAUAACUCCAAUCGUAUAUUGGCCAAGAAGGAUCGCGUACCCAAGUUCAACAUACGCGAAUCGGCAAAAACAAAAAAUUAAAAUUACUAUAUAUAUAUUUUACAAAAUUACAUAAAAGUCACAUAAACAUAGACCUGCCCUCAACACUUAAUUGAUAUUCCCUAUUGAUCAUAUACUCAAAGUGUUGUAUAUUGGUC